UUCAUUUUUCGUGGAUGAUGCAUGCAUAAUUCAGUUAACGAACAUUCCUCUCUAGAUGUUCACGCCUUCUUCACUGAUGCCCAUAACUUUAUAUUAUUUAUAUUUGUGUGGUUAAUAAAAGAGCUUUCAACAUUGUUGAGCUGUUUUAAUCAUGUUGGUAAGUUGGGCUAGAGAAUCGACCGCUACCGUUAAAAAAAGUAGAUGCUAAAAGAGCUAGUCGAACCUAUGAUUAGAAAUAUAAAAAUUCAACAUGUCUUGUUCUGGUUUAUGGUCCAAAACAUGUAUAAUGACGGAUGUAGAAAUAAACAUUAUCAAGUUUUAAUUCAAAAAAGUUAAACCAUACGAAAUCAGUUAGAACAAUCUUUAUUCCUAAAAACUCUUAUAUGUUUUAUUAUGUUCUAGUUAAUUAGGACAUAAAGUAACAAAUCUGAAACCAAAAUUAGCCUAUUUUAUUAUAUGUGAUAUUUUUAGUUUACCAGUUAACAUUUAUUUUCCUUGUAUUUUUAUUACAAAUUGUUUUCUAUGGAAUGAAUGACGUUUCUUUUUGGGCUAAUUUAGGUUCAAAACACACACGUGCUCUCAAACCACAUUUUAUGAUUUUACUACUUGCAUAGGAAAGACUCAUUCUCUUCUUUGUUUUUGUGUGGAUAGUCUCUUUCUAGCCACAUCACAAGCACGAGGAUCGAUACUUCCUCGCCACUGACUCAAUCAUGUACUAUACAUCUUUUUUUUUUCCUUCUUUUUUUUUGCUAUUUAAGUGAUAAAACUAUGUUACCAAAGUUCCUUCAUUUCUACAAUUGCUUUCCUCUACUACAUGUUCAAAAGUUUUUCUUUAUAGAAAUAUAGACAUAAACAUUAGUGUAAUAUUACACAUAUGGAACUGUACAGUGACCAUAUUCUAUUCUUUCGCCUUUUAAUGGAUAUAUUCUCAUAUACAUUAUGUGGCAUAAAUAAAUAGUUUUCAUUUUGUACAAGUGGUAGUGUGGAAAAGCUCUUUACCCACCAUCUCUCUCUAUACAACAAACCAUUCUUUCUCAAACUUUUCUUUGUUUAUUUAUAUAUUUUCUUGUAAGAAAGUAACUUUUAGGCACUACAAAUUAACACCCUCAUGCUCUCCUUAUCCCUCAAAUUCACUUCAAAGCCUCUCAUCUCCUCUCCUACUUGUCUAUCUCCCUCUCCGCUUCCCUGUUUCCACAUAACAACAAAAUCUCUUACAAGAAUCUUCUUCCAAAACUCAUAAGCCAUGGCAACUGUUGUAUAUCAAGGGUACCAAUCUCAUUUUGAGUCUCAACACUUUGAGCCAAGAGCUCUAAGACUUAGACUCUCUUCUCCUAACAAUCCUCACUCAUCCACACCUCUCAAUUCCCAUUUCCUUGACUCUUCCAUCAGUCCACAAGACAACAUCUCUACCUCUAAUGCAGCUUCCUUGCCCUCGCCAGCUCCUAAACCGAGCUCUAACUCGGAAAGUUGGCUCGAGACCAUCUCAAACUCGAGCUCUGAUGAAAAAGACAAGAAGACAUUACUUCCCUACGUUCAUUCUCCAUCUUCUCGUAGAACUCUCAGCGAUGAGAGCUUAGCAUUGUGCACUGAAAGCCUCGGUAGCGAGACGGGCUCUGAUGUUAUUACCGAUCAAGAUUUGUUCUCGGUUUCAUCCGAAUUAAAAACCAUGGAAACUAGAACUUCGGCCACCACAUCAAGAACAUCAAGACAAGAUAGGAAGAGAGAUGCGUUGGCUUCACUUCCACCUCCUUUGACAAGUAUGAGAGGUUUUGAUUGCAUUCAAGUCAAGUCCCACCGUGAGAAUGGAAGAUUGGUAAUGACGGCCAUGAAACCUCUGCCGCGGGAUAGAUGCUUACAGGACCGAAGUAAUGGCUGCGUCAGACUCGCGUUCUUGAUUGAGUCUGAUGACCACAUAGAGACAGAGACCAAAGAAGAAGAAGAAACUAUGGAGAUAGAGAGAGAUAACGAAGAAGAGAUUCAAGAAUACGAGGCAGAAGAAGAAGUUGAAGAAGAAGAAGAAGAAGAAAAAGAAGACAACGAAGUGAUGAUUAUUGAUAACAUUCAAAGAUCAAGUAGAUGUCAUGAAGGAGAUCGAGAAAACAGAGGAUUUCUAACAUGGGAAUCUUUAUGUGUUGCCACUUCUUAAAAAACAAUCUUUCUACUCAUUUUGUGAUCACAGUUUCACACCUUUUUAUUUAUUUUAUGCAUUGUGUUUUCGUUUUUGUAUAAAUAACAAGCGUUUCUUUUUUUUUUUUAUCACUCUCUAUGGUUAAAGAUUACAAAUCACUGACAAGACCUUGAUUAUUAGGUUUUUAUUUUGUCAACGA
Messenger RNA from Brassica rapa (field mustard), 2327 nucleotides. Its product is annotated as protein FANTASTIC FOUR 4. NCBI's taxonomy places the organism in Eukaryota, Viridiplantae, Streptophyta, Magnoliopsida, Brassicales, Brassicaceae. The record is from RefSeq and is a predicted model, not a curated record.